Molecule: messenger RNA, 1381 nt
Organism: Dendronephthya gigantea
Lineage: Eukaryota; Metazoa; Cnidaria; Anthozoa; Malacalcyonacea; Nephtheidae
Product: serine/threonine-protein phosphatase 6 catalytic subunit
Exons: 8
Coding region: 33-944 (303 amino acids)
Biological process (GO): G1/S transition of mitotic cell cycle; peptidyl-serine dephosphorylation
Cellular component (GO): cytoplasm
Molecular function (GO): protein serine/threonine phosphatase activity
Source: RefSeq, a predicted model, not a curated record
ACGAAAUUUCAGCGUAAAACAAAUUAAUUAAGAUGGCGGAAUUAGAUCGGUGGAUAGACAUCGCAAAAGAAUGUAAAUACUUGCCAGAAAACGACCUUAAGAAAUUAUCUGACUAUGUUUGUGAUUUAUUGCUCGAGGAAUCAAACGUCCAGCCCGUUUCAUCCCCUGUAACUGUUUGUGGAGAUAUUCAUGGUCAGUUUUAUGAUUUAGAAGAAUUGUUCAGAACUGGAGGUCAAAUCCCUGAUACUUCCUACAUCUUUAUGGGUGAUUUUGUUGACAGAGGUUACUAUAGUUUAGAAAGUUUCACAAGACUGUUGACUUUGAAAGCUAAAUGGCCAGAUAAAAUCACAUUGCUGCGGGGAAAUCACGAAAGCAGACAAAUUACCCAAGUCUAUGGAUUUUAUGAUGAAUGUCAGAAUAAAUAUGGCAAUGCAAAUGCAUGGAAAUAUUGUUGUAAAGUUUUUGACCUCUUGACUAUAGCUGCAAUCAUAGAUGAACAAGUGCUUUGUGUUCACGGAGGUUUAUCCCCGGACAUCAAGACCUUGGAUCAAAUUCGUACUAUUGAACGCAACAUGGAGAUACCGCAUAAAGGUGCGUUCUGCGAUUUGGUUUGGUCAGAUCCAGAGGAUGUUGAGACAUGGGCUAUGAGCCCCCGUGGUGCGGGCUGGCUGUUUGGAUCCAGAGUUACUAAUGAGUUUGUUCACAUCAAUAAUCUAAAGUUGAUCUGCCGCGCCCACCAGCUUGUUCACGAGGGUUACAAAUACAUGUUCGAUGAGAAGUUAGUCACGGUUUGGUCUGCACCCAACUACUGCUAUCGCUGUGGUAACAUAGCAUCGAUCCUAGCCUUCUCCGAUGCAGACACCAAAGAGCCGAAGCUGUUUAAAGCUGUGGCUGAUAGCGAGAGGGUCAUUCCACCACGGACAACUACACCUUACUUCCUUUAGAACUCGAAAUAUUCAGCCCUUACCCUAGACAUUGAACAAUGUCCAAUUCAAAGAUAACUAUCUUCAGUUGAAGCUGUUGCAAUUCCCUGGCGAGCAGAAAGACAACCUUUGUCAUAUCGAGUCCCCUGCGAUUGUAAAUAAAUGUAGUGAAACUGGUUGUAUGAAGGCUGGGUAGUGCCAUCCACCGUUUUAUGUUUUUACAACUUCUGUAAAAUUAACUUUAAAGUCCAGAAAAAUCGAAGAGUAAAACGUCGAAAAGUACAGUGAUCUUUCGAAUAGUACUAAGGCUAUACCAAAUUUAGAGUGACAUAAAAAAUACUAUUUGGUGGACAGGACUAUCCAGUUUUCAUACAACGGUCUAAAGUAGUGCAGUAGUGUUGCGUUUAGAAAAUCUAAAUUUAAGAAGAUUUAAUAUUACAUAUAUAAUGUCUCUCUUU